UCCACUUGCCGCUGCGGUCACCGUAACUCUUCCCGCUGCUAGGGCGGUGACCACCUUCUUUCCGUACUCCGUAGAGGCAAGGCAAUGAUACGGCGAUCGGGGCCCGGCGGCUCGUCGCCGGCUAAGAAGAUAGCCGCGACAGAGAAAACCCCUAUAAACUCUGUCGGCCAGGACGCCCUCUGCACAAUCUUUUCUCUCCUCGGAAUCUUUGACCUCGUUCGAUGCUCUGUUGUCUGCAAAUUCUGGUACAAAAUUAUAAACCAAAAGAAGCUGCUUCAGCAGUUUUGCUGCAAGCAUUUCGCCAAUCAUGGAGGCCUCCACGACGAGCCUGACAUUUCGAAGAAACCAUGGAGAUUCCGGCUCGAGGAAUUAGUUAUGGAGCAUCAGAAGCUGUCUCUGACUCGAGGUCGGGUUACUAUUGAUCAGUGGAAAGGACAUUCCAUCGGGGUUAACCAAUGCCGCAUGAAGAUGGGUACGAUUCUUACUGGUGUGGGUGAUAAGGUUAUGCGUCUCUGGUCAGUUGAAAGCUACAAAUGUCUUGAAGAGUACUCUGUACCAGACACUGUUUCUUUAGUUGACUUUGAUUUUGAUGAGAGCAAGGUAUCUGUUACAAUCUGUUUCUGUAUUAAAAAUUAUCAAAGACAAGAUGAAGAAGGAUGCCCAGCUUCCUUUUCUCCUUCUCAGUCAGGAGCUUUGUAUCUGUGUGAUCUACUUGCUCAUAGUAUAGUUGGACUAAUCGGCACCCAAUUAUGCUUAUGGAGGCGAAAUGGACAGAGGAGUAUCUUUCCGCCACGGGCAGGCACAUUUCCAAAGGGUUUAUGCAUGCGUUACCUUGACCCAGAGGCUGUGAUAGGGUGUGAGGAUGGAAGCAUUCGUGUAUUCGAUAUGUACAGUAGGAAAUGUUCACGGAUCAUGAGGAUGCAUCCUGGGCCUGUAACAUGCUUGUCUUUGAGCGACGAUCAGUUUGUCUUCAGCGGAUCCUCUGCCGGGACCAUAAAGGUAUCGCAUCUUUCGUCCGAUGCAUGCGUAACUACACUAAGGACUCCAGAUAUCACAGGCAUAAAGGCAUUGUGUUACAACCCUCGUUCGGGGUUGGUUUUUGCUGGAUCAAGCGCGGGAUACGUGUCUUGUUUGGAUUUUAGAAAUAGGAGAAAACUGUGGGAGUUGAGAGUGAGCCCGAGUGUCUUGUACUCAUUGGGGCACAUGCAAAAUGAUGACUCCACGCUAGUCGUGGGAGGGAUGGAUGGCGCGCUGCAUGUUUUGGAUCAGAAAACUGGUGAGGGUCUCUGCAGCUACGUCAUGGACAAUACAGCAGCGUCGACUUCCUCGGGAACGGUAGAGAGGAGGAAAGGAAGGAGGCUCUCCGUAGAUGAUUAUAAUUCUUUGAUUGACAAAAUUCCUAGGACUGCUCGGCCUCCAGUCACUUGUCUUGCUGUUGGGAAGAACAAGGUUGUGACCACACAGGGGAAAUACAUUAGACUCUGGAAGUUUACCGGCCACGAAUUAUGAGCAAUGCUCUUGACAUGGCCGUCUGCAGCGACUCUCAGAGCAUUCAGUGCGAGCUUUUGCAAACUAAUGAAGAGAUGCCUGGAAAUUUUCAGGUUCAUGUGACAGCGAUGUAUUUUGGCAUGCAUACUUGAUUUGAGUCCUAGGAGUGUAACAUUACUGUGUUUAGAAUGCCAGUUUGCACCGACGUAGAGUUAUGAAGUUGAUCUUUGUCGAAUUGAAUAGUUUGGUAUCCCUUUUGGAAAUGAUUUGUUGGUGUUUUUCUUCACCAAGUGGAGUGGGAGAAAAAAAUAAAAUAAAAAAUCCUUCCAGUCCUUUUUUUCCCCCGUUUUCCAAGAAAAA
This is a messenger RNA of Punica granatum (pomegranate), 1848 nucleotides long. Lineage: Eukaryota; Viridiplantae; Streptophyta; Magnoliopsida; Myrtales; Lythraceae. The record is from RefSeq and is a predicted model, not a curated record.